UCCUGAACGCCCUGUGUGCGGCUCACGUGAACCAUUUCGGCCCUGGCUUUUGACGCUGCAAGAGCUCGUAGACCUACGACAGCAUGCUUCUCUCAUCGCCUUACUGCUUUUUACUCACAUCGGCCGCCAUCGUGAUAAUGGCUGAUAACUCCACACUCCGACUAAACGUGGGCGGCCGUGCGCGGCAGUGCUGUCCUGAUUUUAAUUUUACGCUUCCUGACUGGGAGGAGGAAGAGCGCGACGAAGCCCCGACGCCGCCGGUGCAGCAGAGGACACCACAUUACACUUUACGCCCGGCUCAUGUGCUGUCCAUGCGCCAGUCGAGCAUGAAUUAUCUGCUGCGACCCUAUCAGACGCCGUACGCCGUCGUCAUCAGGAGGCCUCCUGUAAGACCGCAGAGACCGUUGGCAUUCGCUCUCAGUCCCCCAAGGACUGCUGCUGACAGAAACGGAAGCUUGCCGGCCACUACCGUGGGUAUUGCAGGGAGUGGCGGGACAAUCACCUUGCCCAUUUACUCGCGUCCAAUGUACGGUGCGCCGUACUACAGGCCGUAUUACCAUCAUGUCUACAGGGGCACCGCACUGGCGCCUAUUCAUGCCGGCGGAUUUGUGGUACCGUAUCCUGCUCCUUCUCCGGCGGGACUCCAGCCACCCGCACAAGUAACGGUGCCAGUGUACAUUAACGUGGGCGCUGGCGGCAUUCCACCCGACUACCAACAGGACGGAGAUGCGGGGAACGGUUUUCUGCCCGCGCUUGGAGCGGCACCACAGAAAGCCACCUACCCUCAAACGUCACCCGCUGUUCAAAGAAAUGCCUCGGCAUAUUCUUGAACACUUUGAGAAAAGACAAAGCAUUUCAACGAAGGGAACAGUCCUGAGAUGGUUCCCUAAGAUCUCUAUCUUGUGUUCAAUGGUUAGCCCCCCAGUGAACUAUCAAUAAUCAUUUUAUAAAACGCACAGGGUCUUACUAUUGUGUUUCAUUGAAGCGUGCUC
Molecule: messenger RNA, 992 nt
Organism: Rhipicephalus sanguineus (brown dog tick)
Lineage: Eukaryota; Metazoa; Arthropoda; Arachnida; Ixodida; Ixodidae
Exons: 2
Coding region: 84-830 (248 amino acids)
Source: RefSeq, a predicted model, not a curated record